CAAAGCCUGAUCGCUUCCUUUGACAGCGACGUCAACGAUGUUCAAUGGAAGCUCGACGUUCUCAAAACCGGCUACAAAGGGUUCAUUGCUGUCGUCACGUUCAGCUGUCACUAAACGCGACUCUCUAAUGGCAGAGCUCGAACGGGACCCACAACACUCGACAGCAAAGCGUCAGCAGCGCUCUAAUGCAUUCAGCUCCCAUGUGGCAAACGCCUCUCUCGAGCGCCAACUGCUCGCUGCACAGGCCAGUAAACUCGAGCUCGAGACCAAACUCCGUGAAAAAGAUGUCGCGAUAGAAAGGCUAGAAAGAGAUAGAAGGUGGUUUGCGGAGAGAGAGGAAAAGGAACGCGAGGAAAAAUUGCAGGAGCAGUCGGAGAGAGAAGAGGAAAAGCGUAAGGCAGAGUCAGAACUUCGGGCGCUACGCAGUUCCCUCGCUGCAGUUCGAGAGAACCUAGCCGAACUCGAGGACGAACACUCAAAUCUUUCUCGCAGCCACUCGCAAUUAUCUGCUUCCCAGAAAGCGCAGUCUUCAGUUCUCGCUCGCCAAAACGCUGCGUUGGAGCAAGAAGUCGCAGAACUUAGGGCUAUUGCAGAGGAACGAGGCGCUGCAGUCCACGAUUUACAACAACAACUGGACGAUGCUCAUACUGCCACUGACUCUUCUGUGAAAACUUCCAAUGAGAACGAGAAUUGGAGUGUUGUGCGAGACGAACUGCAGCGACAAGCAGGAUACCUCCACCGGCAUGCCAGUGUAGAAGUCCUUCGGGAAGAGAAACGUACUUUGGAAAGCAAGGUGGUUAUUAUGGAAGGGCUUCGAGAGAAAGUCGCCAAGCUAGAGGCUCAAGUUGAAGCUGCUCGACAGGAGCGGGAAGAUUGGGCAAGCAAAACCAGCGAAUCCAACACAUCGUCACAAACUUCCAUCUCCGUGGUGCAAAAUCUGUCAGCAUUACGUCUAGAGAACGCACGGCUAAUGGAGGAACAUGGCGCAAACAUGGCGCUCCAUCGCCGCCGCGAGGCCGAGCUAUCUAAUGUCGAUAAGAUAGCGUCCGAGGCUUGUGAGGCUGCGGAUGUCCUACAAGCAGAGGUGCAAGCACUGAAAGAAAAGGUAGUAAGACGGGAACAACGGACUCAACUUGCGGAACGAGAAGCCAGGUUCCUCCAAGCCCUCGUCGCCAGUUUCACUGCUGAGGAAUCAGCUGCACGCGAGUCGCCAGCUAUAGAUAGUCUUUCUCAGCAGCGCAUCCAGCAUCUUGAACAGUCUAUAGCCGACUACAAAUCUGAAAAUUCUCGGUUACAGAGUGCACUGGACGCUGCCGAGGCUGAUAAUGCCAUCGGAGGGUCAAAACGCACACGCAAGGAUCUCGUCCGCGAGAUUGACGCACAUAGAGCUGCAGCAGACAAGGCAAUGAAAGGUCUGCAAGAAGCGGAAACAAAUCUGACGCAGCAAGAAGACCAGAUUGAGAAGCUCGAACAAACGCUAUUUGAGCUCCGCGGCAACAUCGGUGCCGGGAACCAUGUCCCACCAGGCAUGCGUGUGCUGUGUCUGCGUGACAAUCCGGCGCAGCAGUGGAAUGAUCUCCGACAGUCGGUGAUGGACCGUCUCAAGAGCGAAAACGAAGCGCUCAUCAAGCGCCUGCGUGAGCUUGAGAGCAGCGGAGCCGUGGUAGCCGACGGUCAGGCUCCGCGCGACGAUUUGGUUCCCAGGGAAAGCUGGGAAGUGCUCGAUAAGGAAAAGAAGGAGCUCGAGGAAGUGGUAAAGCAGAAAGAGAAGAGACUCUUACGCUUGCAGCAGGUGUUCACUGCGAAGAGCGCUGAGUUCCGAGAAGCGAUUGCGUCAAUACUCGGGCUGAAGCUUGCGUUUUACCCCAACGGGCAAGUCCGCGUGACGUCGAUCUACGAUCUCUCUGCGUCGUUUGUGUUCCAACCUUUAACGAAACCCGGCGAGAACGGAGAAGGAGCGAGGAUGCAGCUUAUUGCGCAAGGCGAAGGUGGUCCGCAAGAUCUCCCGCAGCUGAUGCGAUUCUGGGUGAAUGAGGAGCAGUGCAUACCUGGAUUUUUGGCGAGUGUAACAUUGGAGUGUUACGACAAGUCAAAGAGGGAGGGAGGUCCCGAGUCGUAGUACUCAACCGUAUGUUUGUGAUAUAAGAAUUAAUUAUGUAUUGUGACACCUACGACUGUCUUCUUGUAUCAUUGGGUCUGACUAGCGAGUAGCGACACCCUAGG
This is a messenger RNA of Suillus paluster, 2223 nucleotides long. Its product is annotated as spindle assembly checkpoint component Mad1. Bases 38 to 2119 code for a protein of 693 amino acids. The transcript has 8 exons. Lineage: Eukaryota; Fungi; Basidiomycota; Agaricomycetes; Boletales; Suillaceae. The record is from RefSeq and is a predicted model, not a curated record. Gene Ontology annotation, cellular component: kinetochore; mitotic spindle; nuclear envelope. Gene Ontology annotation, biological process: attachment of mitotic spindle microtubules to kinetochore; mitotic spindle assembly checkpoint signaling.